AUGGCGCUCAAUGUUCGAAACAAACUGGGAUUCAUUGAUGGUACUAUUCCGAAACCAGCAGAUGGACAUCGCGAUUCGGGAUCUUGGUCCCGUUGCAAUGAUAUGGUAGCCAAAUGGCUCAUGAAUUCUGUCUCUAAGAAGAUUGGUCAAAGCCUUUUGUUCAUCUCUACAACUUCAGGUAUUUGGAAAAAUCUCUCUUCUCGAUUCAAGCAAGAUGAUGCUCCUAGAAUCUUUGAGAUUGAACAAAGGCUUAGCAAUAUCCAACAAGGUUCUAUGGAUGUUAGCUCGUAUUACACUGAAUUGGUGACUCUAUGGGAAGAAUAUAGAAAUUAUGUUGAGAUUCCGGUUUGCACUUGUGGAAGGUGUGAGUGUAAUGCAGCAACUCUAUGGGAAGAACUGCAGCAACGAAGCAGAGUUACAAAGUUCUUGAUGGGACUUAAUGAAUCUUAUGAGUCCAUUCGUCGUCAUAUCCUGGUUCUCAAACCAAUACCAUCCAUUGAAGAUGCUUACAACAUGGUGGCACAAGAUGAAAGGCAGAAGAUGAUGAAACCAUCGAAGCCUGAUAAUGUUGUUUUCCAGAGUUCUGGUCCUCAGUUCUCACAGGAAACUUCUGAACAAUUGGAUUAUGCUGCAUAUGCUAUUCAAAAUGGUUAUAGGCCAAAAGCGAGACCUGUUUGUACUCAUUGUGGACAGACAGGGCAUAUUGUUCAGAAAUGUUUCAAGUUACAUGGGUAUCCUCCUGGCUACAUACCUGGUUACAAAAGCCAAGGCCAACGAGCUCUAACUCCAACUCAGAAUCAGUUUCAACCAAGAGGACAAUUUCCCAACAAUUUUCAACCUCGAGGAAAGUUUGAUAGUCAACGACCACAAGUUGUGGCCAACGUGAUGAAUGACUCAUAUCCAUAUGUACCACAGCCGCCUUCACAGGCUAUGAAUCUGGACUUCAGCAAUAUGAACACGGAUCAGGUUCAGUCUCUCAUACAACAGCUGAGUGCUCAUGUCAAUGUUACAGAGAAGCCAGAGAGUCAUUCAUCAAAUACAACAACAACUGCAAGCAUUACCGAACAUGGUGUGAUGGCAGCUCAGUCAUCGUCUGGUAUCAUUCUUUUUCCCUCUAGUUCAUUGAGAUUUGAGAAUGAUAGACUGACAUUUCAACAUAAAUGCCUAUCCACACUUCAUAAAACUUUACCUCCUGGUUCUUGGAUAGUUGACAGCGGUGCCACUUGUCAUGAGUCUAUUCAGGGCUUGAUGAUUGGUAAAGGAAAUCUUAUUCACAAUCUAUACAUUUUACAGCUUGACAGUCCUGAAUCGUCUCCGUUAUUCACUGCUUCUUUGGUUCUUGAUGGACAUCUUUGGCAUCAACGGCUUGGCCACCCGUCAUCUGAAAAGUUAGCACAUUUGUCUAGUCUCUUACCUGCUUAUAAACAUAAGGUCAAUUCUGAAAAUAUAUUUCAUGAUACCAUCUUACCGUUACCAGUUCCUGCCGCAUUGGAUAACAUUGUUUCUACUCCUCAUGCAUCAUCUGAUACAUCUGUUACACAUCAUAUUGGUUCACCACCCAUUAUUCCACCUCAUGCAUCAUCUGCAUCACAUCUCUCUCUAGCAACUCAAGGAACCAACCUCUAA
Molecule: messenger RNA, 1626 nt
Organism: Eutrema salsugineum
Lineage: Eukaryota; Viridiplantae; Streptophyta; Magnoliopsida; Brassicales; Brassicaceae
Exons: 3
Coding region: 1-1626 (541 amino acids)
Molecular function (GO): nucleic acid binding; zinc ion binding
Source: RefSeq, a predicted model, not a curated record